CGACGCCAUCUAACGACUGGCAUUCCUGUUUUUUACGUGCGGGUAAAACCACGGCUUUCUGGAGCGCGGAACCUCUUUCCACAAUUUUGUUUGCAACAUCCAGUGUUUUAAGUGCAUUUAUUUGUGAUCAUUGCGAUGCCGUGUUUAUGGUGAAUAAGAUGAUAUACGCGAGAGAGCGUGAACGCGCUACAGAAAUGUGUGGGAAGAUGAGUUAACCGUGUGUUAAAGCGCGCAGCGGUCAACCUUCCGACAAGUUUAGUACGGGAAUCUAUCCAUAUUCAGGACUUGAUUGCACCGAGCUUUAGUAGAAGGUUCAAAUAGCAAAGAAUGAGUGCAUCAGCUGUUAAAUCAUCGAUAUCUGGAGUAGGGACAUCCCCAACUUCGACUACUCAUUCCAUGCUUCCAAUGAAUGCUAUGGCUCAAAAAGUAGUUCCUGGUGUGGAAUCAGGAUCUAUGAAACCUUUAACCGGAACAGGAUUAAGCUAUGUUACGUUGCAACCACCCAGUCAACCUCUUAGUUUGGUACAAGAUCACAGACCAUCCGUUUAUCAAACACCACCUUACAUAAGUAACAAUUCUGAAAAAGAGUCAGAAUCGGAUAAGCUUAUACCAAACGGGAUAGAAACUAUUAAAGUGGAAACUGAACAAAGCGUACCUGCUUCUGUUAAGCCCAGCGAACCAAACAGGAAUAAUAACAUGAGUCCGGAAAAUUCGACCGAAGAUGAACAACGAGAAACUCCGACAGAACCAGAAACAAUUUCUCCUGCCUUAGAAUGUUCAGCAAUGUGUCCCCAGGGACAAAACAAAGUUGAUGAAAAGAAAACUAGUGUAAAUAAUGGCUCUAAAGAAGCUGAAGGUGUACCAGUUAAUGCUUCUCUACAAACAAAGUUAUUGACGCAUAAAACUGAAGAUGCACCAGUUAAAACAGAAGUUCAAAAAAGUAAAUUAUCGUCGAAUCAGAGUGCGAAAUCGAGCGGAGAUAGUCCAGCUGUAAAUCCACCGUCAAAUAAUUCUACUAAAGCCGAAACAAAAGUAACGGUUUUGCCGAAAGCUAAUAAACGAAAAUCUAGAGAAUUGAAGGAUUUGAAAGGGAUAUCUUCGAUUCCGGAUGGAGCAAGUAAACCUAAGAGAAAUCGUACCCAAACACAACCCUAUCAAAGUCCUUUGCCAGAAAUAGCGUUGCUUGUCAAAAGUUUAAACAAGUCUCCUGUGACUAAAGCUGCAGACGACAAGCUAAUAGUAUUCUAUAAGAAUGAAUUUCUGGCUGUGAGAAAUGCAGAAGGAAGUUUUUACGUUUGCCAAGCGAUGCAUAAUAUUUAUAAAUCAAGCAGGCGUGUUCGUAUUCGCUGGUUAUCGCAAGAUUCAAAUAAUGGAGAAAUUUAUUCUCCUGAUUUUUAUGAUGUUACUGAUUUCGAUUGUAUAUUAACGAACCUAAAUUUGAACAAAAUUGAUAAAAAUAAAUUUCAAUUAACAAAGAUAGAGUUAUUACGUACAGAGAAUAUAUUAAAAAGAGCGCUCGAGGUGGAAUCUGGGGUUUCUGAGAAGCCAAGAGUAACGGAAGAACAUCCUGAUGGACUCGAUUUGUCUCUUUACAAAGACGAAUCACAAUUGAAGAGAAGAAGAGGUCACGGUCCGUACAAGCAGAAACAAGGUCAACGAAAAAAAAUGAAACGUUCGGCAAGUUCAUCCGAAGAUGAAGCGUCCGAGGAUGAUUCGAAGGAUGAAAAGAAAUCACCUAAAACGGGACGUUCUAAAAAAGGAUCGGUAAACAAAGCGUUGGCGAUUGCUAAAUCGGUAGCAAAAGGAUCUAGCAGAGCGGAAAGGGCAUUAAACCGAAGCACCAAAAAUAGGAACAGUACAGGUAGCGAGUCUACCGGUGGUACUGCUGCAACUGCAACUGCAACUGCUACUGCAGCGGCUGUACCCGUUAAUAGCGCUGUUACGCCAACGACUCCCGUUGAUUCAGCUAAAAAUAAUGGCGCGGAUCCGAAAAAGAUUGAUGCUAAAAAACUGACAAAACAACAACAACAACAACAACAAAGCAACAACAAUACGAGUGGUGUACCAAGGACGAAGCUUCGUGGGUCAGCUGAAAACACGCAACAAGGGAGUAGUACUGCGGGACGUCCCAAACGCGUAGCUGCUUCAGCUCUAUCAAAUGAAGAAGCAGUAGCAACAGCAGCAAUACCACGGAAAAAGCCACGUGGCAGAGCGUAAGAUUGACAUAAUCAAUUGUUUAUCUUAUGCCAUAAUAUAUUUACAGCCGAGUCUGUAUCGUAGGCAAUAUGUACGUGUGGUGGUACACUCUUUAAAAAAA
Polistes dominula (European paper wasp) is the source of this 2317-nucleotide messenger RNA. RefSeq lists its product as uncharacterized. NCBI's taxonomy places the organism in Eukaryota, Metazoa, Arthropoda, Insecta, Hymenoptera, Vespidae. The record is from RefSeq and is a predicted model, not a curated record.